Messenger RNA from Hirsutella rhossiliensis, 414 nucleotides. Lineage: Eukaryota; Fungi; Ascomycota; Sordariomycetes; Hypocreales; Ophiocordycipitaceae. The record is from the annotation of a RefSeq genome assembly.
AUGAGUAGUAUGACUUUUAUUUUUAUUGUUGUAUCAAUAUUAACAAUAUUAUUUUUAGCUCUUAAUUUUAUAUUAGCACCUCAUAAUCCCUACCAGGAGAAAUACUCUAUAUUUGAGUGUGGAUUUCAUAGUUUUUUAGGACAAAAUAGAACUCAAUUUGGUGUAAAGUUCUUUAUUUUUGCUUUAGUAUAUCUUUUAUUAGAUUUAGAAAUUCUGGUAAUAUAUCCUUUUGGUCUUAGUGGGUAUGAAAAUGGGGUAUAUGGUUUAAUAAUAGUACUUAUAUUUAUAGGUAUUAUUACUGCAGGAUUUGUAUUUGAAUUAGGUAAAAAUGCAUUAAAAAUAGAUAGUAGACAAUCUUUUAAUUAUUGUUAUAAAUCAAAUAAAUUUGUAAAUACUUUAUAUGAGAAUAAGUAA